This is a messenger RNA of Ictidomys tridecemlineatus (thirteen-lined ground squirrel), 6996 nucleotides long. It is a transcript of the gene Pxdn, whose product is annotated as peroxidasin. The record is from RefSeq and is a predicted model, not a curated record. NCBI's taxonomy places the organism in Eukaryota, Metazoa, Chordata, Mammalia, Rodentia, Sciuridae. Gene Ontology annotation, molecular function: protein binding; peroxidase activity; heme binding. Gene Ontology annotation, biological process: response to oxidative stress.
GCCAGGGAGGAGCUGUUCCUGCUGCAGGAACUUGGGCUUCACUCCACGCUGAUCUCAGUGCAUCUAGGAGGACCAGGGGCAGCUGCCUCUGGCAGCAUUAGGGUGACCUGCAUGUCCACAGCGGCUGGGCUCUCACAGCCUCUCCACCGGGUGUGCAGACUGAGGCUGGGAGGGCCAGCACUCUGUGACUGGGAACCCCAGCCCUGUGCCCUGAGCACACUCCAGCCCCAACCUUAGAAGAUGUGCACUCACACCAGCCCCUGGGAGCUGGGAGGACCAGGCCCCGGGGCACGGCUGGGAGCCCACAAGGUCUUUGGAGUCUCUGAGCUGUUCUCUGGGAAGCUAUGGUAUGGACCAGAAGCCUGCCAGAGUCCGGAGCUCGUCUGAGCUCAGGGUGUCCUCCAUGCACAUGGGGAGUCACUUCCUGUCCUGUUUCCUUGGCUGUCCAGAACCCAGCCAUACAGGGUUCCAACUCCUAAUGGCAGCCUCUGUUGGAGCCUUCUAAAGCAGGGCCUCUGGGUCCUCCUGCCCUCGACUGGAGGCCUACCCUGUGGGUCAGGGUGAGGGGACUCUGCAGGGCCUGGCCUGGCCCCCUUUCUUUAUCCUGUGGGCCCUCUCACCUAUGUAGCUCAGGACUCCUCCUGCUGGAGUUGGCAGAGCCCUUCCUCUGGUGUCCAUGCUGGACACAGGAGCCCAGGCCCACCCAGGUCCAUGCUCUGGACCCCUGCUGCCCAGUACAGAAACAGCGCCCUGUGACGGGGACUGAGGAUUUCUGUUGGGUCCUAUGUCCUUGGGGACCACUGGGGCAAAUGCCAUCCCGUGACAGCCACUGGCCUUCCUCUUCCUGUGGCACUCCUUCCUUGUCUUGUGUAGAGGGCAGUAGGCACAGACCUACCCUAGGAGAGGCAAGGAGGCCGUGGAGUACUGAGCCCUGCACAGGAGUGGCCAGCCUGGGUGGCCUUCAGAGACCUGAGCAGCUGUACCUGGGGAGCUCAGGGCAGGAGUUGAGGCGACAGAGAUACCUGCACUUUAACCAAAUCGAGACUCUGGACCCAGCCUCCUUUCAGCACUUACCCAGGCUCGAGAGGCUAUUUUUACAUAACAACAGGAUCACACACUUGGUUCCUGGGACAUUCAGUCACUUGGAGUCCAUGAAAAGAUUGCGACUGGACUCCAACGCACUUCACUGUGACUGUGAGAUACUGUGGCUGGCAGAUCUGCUGAAGGCUUAUGCGCAGUCUGGGAACGCACAGGCGGCGGCCACCUGCGAAUAUCCCAGACGUAUCCAGGGAAGAUCCGUGGCAACCAUCACCCCAGAGGAGCUGAACUGUGAGAGGCCUCGGAUCACGUCAGAGCCGCAGGACGCGGACGUGGUGCCCGGGAACACUGUGUACUUCACCUGUCGGGCGGAAGGCAACCCCAAGCCUGAGAUCAUCUGGCUUCGAAACAAUAAUGAGCUGAGCAUGAAGACAGACUCCCGCCUAAACCUGCUGGACGACGGGACCCUGAUGAUCCAGAACACGCAGGAGACAGACCAGGGCAUCUACCAGUGCAUGGCGAAAAACGUAGCUGGAGAAGUGAAGACCCAGGAGGUGACCCUCAGGUACUUUGGGUCUCCAGCGCGACCGGCUUUUGUGAUCCAGCCGCAGAACACGGAGGUGCUGGUGGGAGAGAGCGUUACGCUGGAGUGCAGCGCCACGGGCCACCCCCCACCGCGGAUCUCCUGGACCCGAGGGGACCGCACAGCCCUGCCCGCCGACCCCCGGGUGAACAUCACUCCCUCUGGUGGCCUGUACAUACAGAACGUGGCCCCCGGAGACAGCGGGGAGUACACCUGCUUUGCCUCCAACGGCAUCGACAGCAUCCACGCCACCGCCUUCAUCAUCGUCCAGGCUCUUCCGCAGUUCACUGUGACUCCUGAGGACAGAGUGGUCAUUGAGGGUCAAACGGUUGAUUUCCAGUGUGAGGCAACAGGCAACCCGCAGCCAGUCAUCGCGUGGACCAAGGGAGGCAGCCAGCUCUCUGUGGACAGGCGGCACCUGGUGCUGUCCUCAGGCACACUGAGGAUCUCGGGGGUGGCCCUGCACGACCAGGGCCAGUAUGAGUGCCAGGCCGUCAACAUCAUCGGCUCCCAGAAGGUGGUGGUGCACCUGACCGUGCAGCCCCGAGUCACCCCAGUGUUCACCAGCAUUCCCAGCGACUUGACGGUGGAGGUGGGCACCAACGUGCAGCUCCCGUGCAGCUCCCAGGGCGAGCCACAGCCGGCCAUCACCUGGAACAAGGAUGGGGUUCAGGUAACAGAAAGUGGGAAAUUUCACAUCAGCCCUGAAGGAUUUUUGACCAUCAACGACGUGGGAACCGCAGAUGUGGGUCGCUACGAAUGUGUGGCCCGGAACACGAUUGGAUAUGCCUCGGUGGGCAUGGUGCUCAGUGUGAACGUUCCCGACAUCAGCCGAAACGGGGACCCCUUUGUUGCCACCUCCAUUGUGGAAGCGAUUGCGACUGUGGACAGGGCCAUCAACUCCACGCGGACACACUUGUUUGACAGCCGGCCUCGUUCUCCAAAUGACCUGCUGGCCCUGUUCCGGUACCCGAGGGACCCCUACACAGUGGGACAAGCCCGAGCGGGAGAGAUCUUCGAGCGGACCCUGCAGCUCAUCCAGGAGCACGUGCAGCAUGGCCUGAUGGUCGACCUGAACGGAACGAGUUAUCACUACAACGACCUGGUGUCCCCGCAGUACCUGAGCCUCAUCGCCAACUUGUCAGGCUGCACCGCCCACCGGCGUGUGAACAACUGCUCCGACAUGUGCUUCCACCAGAAGUACCGGACCCACGACGGCACCUGCAACAACCUGCAGCACCCCAUGUGGGGCGCCUCGCUCACGGCCUUCGAGCGCCUGCUGACCGCCGUGUACGAGAACGGCUUCAACACGCCCCGCGGCGUCAACCCCCAGCGGCUCUACAACGGGCACGUGCUCCCCAUGCCCCGCCUGGUGUCCACCACGCUGAUCGGCACGGAGGCGGUCACGGCGGACGAGCAGUUCACGCACAUGCUGAUGCAGUGGGGCCAGUUCCUGGACCACGACCUGGACUCCACGGUGGUGGCCCUGAGCCAGGCCCGCUUCUCCGACGGGCAGCACUGCAGCUCCGUGUGCAGCAACGACCCCCCCUGCUUCUCCGUCAUGAUCCCACCCAAUGACCCCCGCGUGCGCAGCGGUGCCCGCUGCAUGUUCUUUGUGCGCUCCAGCCCCGUGUGCGGCAGCGGCAUGACGUCCCUGCUCAUGAACUCCGUGUACCCCCGGGAGCAGAUCAACCAGCUCACCUCCUACAUCGACGCGUCCAAUGUGUACGGCAGCUCGGACCACGAGGCCCGCAGCAUCCGGGACCUGGCCAGCCACCGCGGCCUGCUGCGGCAGGGCAUCGUGCAGCGCUCCGGGAAGCCCCUGCUGCCCUUCGCCACCGGACCCCCCACCGAGUGCAUGAGGGAUGAGAAUGAGAGCCCUAUCCCCUGCUUCCUGGCUGGGGACCACCGCGCCAACGAGCAGCUGGGCCUGACCAGCAUGCACACGCUGUGGUUCCGUGAGCACAACCGCAUCGCCACAGAGUUGCUGAAGCUGAACCCGCACUGGGACGGGGACACCAUCUACCAUGAGACCCGCAAGAUCGUGGGGGCAGAGAUCCAGCACAUCACCUACCAGCACUGGCUGCCCAAAGUCCUGGGGGAGGUGGGCAUGAAGAUGCUGGGCGAGUACCGGGGCUACGACCCCAACGUCAACGCUGGUAUCUUCAAUGCUUUCGCCACCGCCGCCUUCAGGUUUGGCCACACGCUCAUCAAUCCCGUGCUCCAGAGGCUGGACGAGAACUUCCAGCCCAUCGCGCAGGGCCACAUCCCCCUCCACAAGGCCUUCUUCUCACCCUUCCGGAUCGUGAACGAGGGGGGCAUCGAUCCACUGCUCAGGGGUCUCUUCGGGGUGGCAGGGAAGAUGCGUGUGCCCUCUCAGCUGCUGAACACGGAGCUCACAGAGCGGCUCUUCUCCAUGGCGCACACAGUGGCCCUCGACCUGGCUGCCAUCAACAUCCAGCGUGGCCGGGACCACGGCAUCCCGCCCUACCAUGACUACAGGGUCUACUGCAACCUGUCCGCCGCCCACACCUUUGAGGACCUGAAGAACGAGAUCAAGAACCCUGAGAUCCGCGAGAAGCUGCGAAGACUGUACGGCUCCACCCUCAACAUCGACCUGUUCCCGGCCCUCAUGGUGGAGGACCUGGUUCCUGGCAGCCGCCUGGGGCCCACUCUGAUGUGCCUGCUCAGCACUCAGUUCCGGCGCCUGCGGGAUGGGGACAGGUUGUGGUAUGAAAACCCCGGGGUGUUCUCCCCCGCCCAGCUGACGCAGCUCAAGCAGACGUCCCUGGCCAGGAUCCUCUGCGACAACUCAGACAACAUCACCCGUGUGCCAGGGGACGUGUUCCGGGUGGCUGAGUUCCCACAUGGCUAUGGCAGCUGCGAGGACAUCCCCCGCGUGGACCUGCGGGUGUGGCAGGACUGCUGCGAAGACUGUAGGACCAGGGGACAGUUCAACGCGUUUUCCUACCACUUCCGAGGCAGGCGGUCUCUGGACUUCAGCUACAGGGAGGACAAUCCCCGCCGGGGAAUGCGGCCCCGGAAGAUGCGAAGUGCGCUGAAACCCAGCGAACCACAGGGCAACACCACCUCAGCCGCCCGGGAGCGCCCGGGAGCACCGGUGACCAGCGACUUCCGAGAGUUUGUCCUGGAAAUGCAGAGGACCAUCACAGAGCUCAGGAAGCAGAUCAACAGGCUGGAGUCCCGGCUCAGCACCACAGAGUGUGUGGAUGCCAGUGGAGAGCCCCGUGUCAACAGCGCCACGUGGAGACCCGACCCCUGCACCGUCUGUGGGUGCAAAGACGGGCAGGUCACCUGCUUCGUGGAAUCCUGCCCUCCUGCCACCUGCCCGGAGCCCGUGGAAACGGAAGGAGCCUGUUGUCCAGUCUGCGUAGAGAAAGGCCCGGAGGAGAAGCCCUAGCUCCUGCAGGCUCCCGGGUGGGUCUGUGCAGCUCUGGCAGGAACAGAGUCCACCAGGAGUGCAGGCCAGAGGGAGCCCCUGCACUCCGGUGUGUCGGGCCUGGGCUGGGCCUCACACAGCAGUCCAGGCGCCCCAGACCCGCUCCGUGGAGGAAGCGGCAGGCAGGAAGGGGACCCACUCUGUUAGACGUCUCAGGUUUUAUUUAAUUCUUUCAAGUGAAAAUCUGGUGCUACUAUUAAAUCGCACAGUUAACUCUUCAGGCUCCUAAGUUGAUUCUGCCUGAUAACACCACUUCUUUUCCGUUAGGCAGGCCUCUGAUCGCCUGCUGCGCCUGCUCUGGGGCCAGGCACUGGCAGACAGGUGUUGCCGGCAGUCGGGGGCCUCACAGAGAGGAGGCAGGAGGCUCUCGAAGCCUGGGCUGCAUCAGACCACACUAAAAAAGAAAACCACGUUUGGCACGAAACAAAACGGCAUCUUCAGGAGAGCGCUCUGGGGACCCGGUCGGGUCACUCGGGCUCCCGCUCCCUGCCUGCUGUCUGCCCCACCUUCUUGGUCCUUUCUCAGCUCCUCAGUAUCUAACCAUGAAGCGAAGCAGCUGUGUGUCAGUGACUGCUCCUCCUCCCACGGAGGGACGUCACCAGGCCACCCUACCGACGGGCUCUUCCUCCUGGAGCCGGAGUGGGAACCUUCCCUCUGCCUCCUGGAGCCUCCUGGAGGCCCAUGCACUGGCCAGUGGCCUGCGGCCUUGGUGUGCCUGCCAGCUCCUCUGCUGACCGCGAGCAAGGCCUACUCUCCAGGUCCUCUGCAGGGCAGUGACAACCGGAGUCCAGCGUGGGGACUCUGACGCCACAUCACGUGAACCUUUAAAAAAUGAGUCCCUGUACCUUGUGUUUUUUAACUGCAUGAUGUUUUGUAUUAAAAAAAAAAAAAAAAGCCUGCCCAUUUCUUAGGUGUAGACAUGGCAGAAACGUCAUUAUACAAAAGUAUUUUUUUGUUUUAUUUUUAUUUUUUAACUUUUGUUUUUAGAAUUUAGUGAAAAGCAACUGUCAUACCUCAUGGUCUCUUUUUAAUUGACCAAAACCUUCCAUCUUAGUCUAAAGACGGAGUGAUCUGGGUUCUGAGGAACAUUCUAGCUUGCUGAUUCCCUUCUACACAUUUCUGAGUCUCUUCCUGCCUGAGGCUGGCUGGGAGGGGACCCGGAGGACCCAGGUCUAGAGUCAGGUGGCAGGAGUCAGCCUGGAGCAUGCAGGGAGACCAUUGUGGGCACAGGGAAGACUGGGCUUCUGGCAGCCUCUGGCACAGGAGGGGCCCUUGCAGCCUGGGGAGGUUGGUGUGAUGGAUGGCUAGCCUGGUGUCCUCCCAGGGGUCGCUGAGGCCUGCUGCACAGACUGCGGGGUGUUGGCAGUGGACUAUGGUCUGUGUACACAUGUGGGUAUUGGACUCUUAUCCUCACAUUGCUAAAGAAUAAAUUCAGGCUGGUUUGUAUUUCUCAGGCCACAGCGUUUCUUCUGAAAUAUUAAAUCAAAUUUAGCAAUCGAAUCUUAAAGCAGUUCCGUGAACGAGGAAGCUCACGAGUUUGCCUAAAUCCUCUGGCUAGUGGCUCAGGUGGCAGAGUGGCCGUGACCUGCACUGGGGGCUCUGCUGCUGCACACAGAGGAGCUGCGGUGCAGCGCGUGGCUUGGGCCAGGGUCUAGGGCUGUCAGUCUCUGUAACUCCAACUGACGUGCCUCUGGGGUCCCCAGCUGGCGCUCGGUCCUGGUUACCUGAGGAUCGUCCUGGCAGCAGGUGAGGGCCGUGCUGUGGCCUGAAGCCUAGUGUAUAUAUUUGUUUCCUGUUCUGUCACCAACAGCCAAUGCCUUUUCAUGUUCACUGUAUUCAGUACCUUACCAAAGAAACAUUUGCACUAUGUAAUGACGCCUUCAGUUCCAAUAAAAGGCCCACCGUGUGCAGGGGA